AUGGCCCUGCCUCCGGGGUGGAAAAGGGAAGAAGUUGUAAGACAGUCGGGUUUAUCUGCCGGAAAAACAGAUGUUUAUUAUUUCACGCCAGAUGGUAAAAAGAUUCGGAGUAAACCACAGUUAGCCAGAAUUCUUGGUGAAGCCCUUGAUUUAAGUGCAUUUGAUUUCCGUACUGGACGUGCAGUGUACAGUGCUUGUAGAAAAGGUUCCUCCUAUGAUUUUGUUAGAGGUGUUCGCCAUGAUGCCAGUCUUGUACUACCUAUUAGACAAACAGCUUCCAUUUUCAAACAACCUGUCACAGUUAUAAGGAACAGACAAGAGAGUAAAUCUAAAGGUGAACUCAAGCAUGGAAUUUGGGACCAGCCCAAGCAGAUAUUUUGGGAAAAACGUCUCCACGGUCUUCAUGCUUGUGACAGUAGUGAAGAAGUUAUACCAUCUAUGGAACUACCCAAACAAAUGCAGAGUGUUGGUCCAGAGCUGUCCACAGAGAAUGUUUUACAGAGUAUUUCUGCAGCGUUACAUAUAAACACAGGACCUGUUGUUCAAAACUCUGCUGUUGUUGGGCAGGGUGCCAGCAAACAAGCCAUCAUGAAGAAUCCAAGCAUCAACAUGGACACUCAGCAACCCCACAUUCAGCAGGUUUUGGUAUCAUCUGAUGACAUCCAUAGACAAGAACAACGUGUUCAGCUAGCUCGACGUAGACUUCAAGAUAUGAUUCAGUCCUUAGAGUAAUGGUCUUUAAAGAUUUUCUUGUAUGUCUUGGUAAAUUUACAAAAACAUUGUUUGACAUAGCCAGUUCAAGUGAAACUGGUCAAUUGUAUUUAUUUAAUCCUAUGUUAAAAGGCUUAUUCAUUAUGUUUACUAAAUGAAG
Messenger RNA from Physella acuta, 871 nucleotides. RefSeq names its product methyl-CpG-binding domain protein 2-like. The record is from RefSeq and is a predicted model, not a curated record. Gene Ontology annotation, biological process: DNA methylation-dependent constitutive heterochromatin formation; negative regulation of transcription by RNA polymerase II. Gene Ontology annotation, cellular component: nucleus. Gene Ontology annotation, molecular function: methyl-CpG binding. NCBI's taxonomy places the organism in Eukaryota, Metazoa, Mollusca, Gastropoda, Physidae.